This is a messenger RNA of Phyllostomus discolor (pale spear-nosed bat), 1148 nucleotides long. It is a transcript of the gene PDCD6, whose product is annotated as programmed cell death 6. The coding region runs from base 91 to 678 and encodes 195 amino acids. The record is from RefSeq and is a predicted model, not a curated record. NCBI's taxonomy places the organism in Eukaryota, Metazoa, Chordata, Mammalia, Chiroptera, Phyllostomidae. The transcript has 6 exons. Gene Ontology annotation, molecular function: calcium ion binding.
GGCCACGCCCCUAGCAGAGGCGGAAGUGCAGUUACCUUAAGGCGUUUAGUGUCGCCACCGACUCCCCAGCCUAGCCUCACCCCUGGGCUCAUGGCCGCCUACCCUUACCGCCCGGGCCCCGGGGCCGGCCCCGGCCCGGGCCCCGGCCCAGCCAUGGGCGCGGCGCUGCCGGACCAGAGCUUCCUGUGGAACGUCUUUCAGAGGGUUGAUAAAGACAGGAGUGGCGUGAUAUCCGACAACGAGCUUCAGCAAGCACUGUCCAACGGCACCUGGACUCCAUUUAAUCCUGUGACUGUCAGGUCAAUCAUAUCAAUGUUUGACCGUGAGAACAAGGCUGGCGUGAACUUCAACGAGUUCACAGGCGUCUGGAAGUACAUCACAGACUGGCAGAACGUCUUCCGCACCUACGACAGGGACAAUUCGGGGAUGAUUGACAAGAAUGAGCUCAAGCAAGCCCUCUCAGGUUUUGGCUACCGGCUCUCUGACCAGUUUCACGACAUCCUCAUUCGAAAAUUUGACAGACAAGGACGGGGACAGAUCGCCUUUGAUGACUUCAUCCAGGGCUGCAUCGUCUUGCAGAGGUUGACAGACAUAUUCAGACGCUAUGAUACAGAUCAGGAUGGCUGGAUUCAGGUGUCAUAUGAACAGUACCUCUCCAUGGUCUUCAGCAUCGUAUAACACUGGCCUUUUACAAAUAGCAACGUGACUUGCAGGAAAAAAAGACUGAAAAUGCCAAAUCUCUUACAUUUAACAAAACGGAGCAUGGAUGCAGUAGCUGCUGUUCUUCCUUUAGAUUUUGUAUAAUUCAUAUUUGGGGACCCAACUGUACAUAUGUGGAUAAGCUGAUUAACUUUUUUGCCGUUGUAACAAUAGUCAUGUUGUUAUUCACACACAGGCAUUUGAUUUGGGACUGUUUGUGCCAUGAGCUAAGAUACAAUAAUGAAUGGUUCAGGUACUCUGCAUGUAAAACGUUCAUCAUGUGCUUUGCUGUAUAGCUCUGAUUCUACAGUGGGAAAACUUUUAUUAGCCAAUAGGAAUUUUAAAAUUAUACAGAACUUGCACAGAAGGCUUUUCAUGUGCCUUACUUUUUAAUAAAAGGGUUUAUUGUAUUUAUUUGAAUAAGCAAUAAAGCAAUGUGCUCCUUGUCC